Apus apus (common swift) is the source of this 1514-nucleotide messenger RNA. It is a transcript of the gene HOXB7, whose product is annotated as homeobox B7. Lineage: Eukaryota; Metazoa; Chordata; Aves; Apodiformes; Apodidae. The record is from RefSeq and is a predicted model, not a curated record. Bases 221 to 1186 code for a protein of 321 amino acids. Gene Ontology annotation, biological process: anterior/posterior pattern specification; regulation of transcription by RNA polymerase II. Gene Ontology annotation, cellular component: nucleus. The transcript is spliced from 4 exons. Gene Ontology annotation, molecular function: DNA-binding transcription factor activity, RNA polymerase II-specific; RNA polymerase II cis-regulatory region sequence-specific DNA binding.
UUCUUGUUGUUUCUAACAGUUCCUGGGUGGUGACAGGUUGGGAGGCUGUGUGGAAACCCUUCCUGAAGGUAACGUCUGUUGUUUUGCUUUGUUUUUUCCUCUUUCUCCCUCUCUCCUCUCCCACCUCACCGCCCCCCCAACUUCGGGAGAUGGAGCCCAGCUCUGGGUGCCCCCCCCCCCCGGCCUUUUUCCUUUCCUCUCGCUGCAAAACCAAAAGGAGAUGGAAUUGGCAGUCGAGCAGCUCGAGCUGCUUUUCUGCUCCUUCCCCCGACGAGCUGCCCUGCCGUGGCCACGGAGCAGCGCGGGGAUGAACACCCGCCCCCCACCCACCCCCCCGCCCCGCAACAUAACCUUGGGAAAGGAGAACAGGAUCACAAAAAGGACAACACAACCAGCACAACCCCUGGAUGCUCAUCCACCAUUGUCUGCUUGUCCUGCCUCUUCCCCCAGCAGAAAGCAGAGCCUCCAGCUGCUGAGCUUUGACUUCCAACUGGAAUUGGGUCCCGCAGAACCGCUGACACGCCAAACGGGGGCUCUGAACACCCUUUUUCGCAACAAGAAAAGCGAAUGCCAGCUCGCCGCAAGUUCGGUUUUCCCAUCCGGAGUCUUUCCCGAGCAAACUUCUUGCGCUUUCGCCUCCAACACCCAACGAGCGGGUUAUGGGGCCGGAUCCACGCCUCCCUUCGCCGCUUCCAUGCCCGGGCUCUACUCCAGUGGCAGCGCCGUGCACCCCCAGCCCCCCAGCAUCUAUUCCUCGGGUUACGGCCUGGAGCCCGGCUCCUUCAACAUGCACUGUUCCCCUUUUGAGCAAAACCUCUCCAUGAUGUGCCCGGGAGAUGCUUCUAAGCAGAAUUGCAGCAAAACGGACCAGAGGGACUCAGAUUUGCAAAGCGACAGUAACUUCCGUAUCUACCCCUGGAUGAGGAGCACAGGCACCGACAGAAAACGCGGCCGCCAGACCUACACCAGGUACCAGACCCUGGAGCUGGAGAAGGAAUUUCACUACAACCGCUACCUGACGAGGAGGAGACGCAUCGAGAUCGCCCACGCCCUGUGCCUGACGGAGCGACAGAUCAAAAUCUGGUUCCAGAACAGGCGCAUGAAGUGGAAAAAAGAAAAUAAAACUGCCUGCUCCGGUUCCAACAGCCAGGAAAAACCAGACGCCGAAGACGACGAGGAGGAAUGAAAGGGGCGAGAGGUGGAUGCAGGGAACCCACGCGGGAAGAAAAGGGGGGGAAAACAUACAGAAAAAGACUAUAUAUUCAACUAGAGAAAUGCUAAGUGCAUAAAUAAUUAAAAACCCUGGGAAUGAUACAUUGUGUUUCCUGACACUGAAAAAAAAUACUACCUAUAUUAAAGUUUGGUUUGUUGUUUUGUUUUGUUUUGUUUUUUUACAAUAGAAUGAAUAUCUACCUAUUAAAUGUGGCUUUAGAGUCAGAAUAGACACAUUUUUCUAUGUGAGUCUUCCUAUAGUACAAGUAAUUUGUAAAUCUCCGUUUGUACUUCGCCGUGUA